Molecule: messenger RNA, 1866 nt
Organism: Durusdinium trenchii
Lineage: Eukaryota; Dinophyceae; Suessiales; Symbiodiniaceae
Source: the annotation of a GenBank genome assembly
CGGCGAAUAAUUAGCCGGACACGCCGAUGAGAACCUCCGAUCAGACACCCGGCUUUUGUAUGCUUUUGUUAGUGUGGCCGCACUGUUUGGGGAACCAUGCCAAUCCUGUCUCGGAAAAUUAGGUUCCGGUGUAAAGAAGUGUGGCAGGGAAUAGGACCCAAGAUCGCAGCUUGAAUCUAUUACUCACUUUUUUCGCCUUUGACUUUUCUUUUUGAAAAAAUCUGUGAAUGUGCUGAGCCCUGCCGGUUCGGUCCAGCAACGGCUCGAGCGCUGCGCGGCAGCUCGGGACUUCGACGGGCGCCAUGGCCUAUCGCCCCGGUGGUGUGCCGUUGGGAGGAGACAGGUUCGACAGGUCUGACAUCAUCCAGGUCCCCGGCGGGCCUGCGCCCUGGGGACAGGUGGUGCGCAGGGACGACAGUGACGACGAGGUUGAUCUGGGUUCCACUGUCUCGGCUGCGGGGACGCGCUUUCACUUCGGAGACUUUGAUGUGGAUUCCGUUUGCCAAAGCCGUGCUGGCAAGAUCGGCGGUGGAUGCUGCUGCUGCCUCUUCCUGGUUCUGCUCAUUAUGCUUCUAUCCUCCUUUAAAGGCCUGCAUGCCACUCACUUUGGGAUCCUGCGAAAUUCUUUGACCGGCGUUGUCAGCUAUGGUGCUACCUACCAGGGUGGCCGGAACUUUAUUGGCUUCUGGAACGACUACUUGAUUUUCCCUGCAACUAUACAGUCAAUCGAGUGGCUUCCGGGGGUGCCGCAGAUGUCCAGCAUCAGGGAUCUCUCCCCCAUGAACGUCCGAACUGCGGACGGACUGAUGGUGGAACUGGGCAUCGUGACGCAAUACCAAGUGGUGCGAGAUAAGAUCCCGGACAUCUAUCAGACGUACAAGACGGACUAUGAAGGCUUCUUCAUUUCCAACCUGCGCAGUGCUUUGCAGGCCACCGUAGCAGAAUUCAAAGCCACGGAACUGUACACCAAGAGACCACAGGUAGCAGAGAGCCUGGAGAAGACCUGCAGGAAGGUGUGCCAAGAGAACCUCCAAGGCUUCCUCACCUGCUGGGGUAUCCAGCUUCUAACGGUGAGCCUUGAUCCAAGGAUCGAAUCAGCCAAUGUGCAACAACAGGUGGAGAUGCAGAAGCAGGCCACUGAGUCCAUGAAGCAGAAGGCAGCCUUGAUCCGUGCAAAGACCACGGUCCUGGAGGCUGACUUUGACAGGCAGGUGAAGCUGGUGAAUGUGGAGGCGGAUGCCGCCGCUGUGAACAUCACCAGGAAGGCAAAGGCGGAUGCCGAGUACAACUUGCAGCAGGCCCGCGCAGACGUUUUGACGACCAUCCAGAACACUGUGAAGAAUGGCUUUGCACCUCUCAGCAGCCAAGAGCUCCUGCAAUACUUGGAAUCCAAUGCAUUGAUCGAGAAUACGGCUGGAGCCAUGAUCUACGGAGACUUUGCUUCGGCGACCGUCUUCGCCAACGGCGACAACAGCAAGAUGAAGAGCUCCCAAGAGCUCUGAAAGUGAAACACGCGAGAAGCAGUUCUCGAAAUGGGAGACCCAUGGAAGGGAAGGUCUUCGCAUUGCGGUCGGCCAUUGAAGUCGGGCCAAAGUUGCCCAGUUCAUUUCUGUCAACGUUUCAGCGAAUUCAUUUUCCUUAUGAAAGCUGAGCAAAGAAGUGCCAGAGGGUCGAUUCACCAGUGGAGCAUGCAGGUCAUGCCACGGGAUCAAUCCAAAGGCUACACACGACACACGACGUGUUUGUGUUGGAACUGGAAUGUCAACUUCAACCUAGUUCCAGGGGCUUCAUUCUGUUUGACACUUGUGGCGCUACUCAGCUGCCGUUUUGGAAUUUUGGUUGGCAGCUUGCAGCUACGUCAAAACU